Molecule: messenger RNA, 1193 nt
Organism: Cyprinodon variegatus (sheepshead minnow)
Lineage: Eukaryota; Metazoa; Chordata; Actinopteri; Cyprinodontiformes; Cyprinodontidae
Product: 5-hydroxytryptamine receptor 4-like
Exons: 2
Coding region: 135-1193 (352 amino acids)
Biological process (GO): adenylate cyclase-activating adrenergic receptor signaling pathway
Cellular component (GO): membrane
Molecular function (GO): trace-amine receptor activity
Source: RefSeq, a predicted model, not a curated record
UUGGACUGACUAUUGCCGUUAUCUCCAAGCUACAUAAAUACCGGCCACUUGUUAGCGGCCAUCUUUUGAGUUCUCCAACCCUUUUGUUCGAGCUGGGCCCACUCUGGAACCACAUAUCCGGGUACGAUAAGACCAUGGAGAACGGCAGUCGAGAAUGGCCUGGAAAUAGUAAUGCAUCGGUUCAGAUUGAGCUACUGGCAUGUGUCACAAUGAGGAGCCACAUCUCGAGGAUUUUCCUGUAUACCUUCCUCUCAGUUGGCAUAGUCUGCACUGUUGUGGGGAACUUUUUGGUUGUCUUAUCCAUCUCCUACUUUAAGCAGCUACAGUCUCCAACAAAUUCUUUUGUUUUGUCCCUUGCAGUGGCUGACUGCCUUGUUGGACUGCUGGUGAUGCCCUUUAGUAUGAUACGGACUGUGGAGGGAUGUUGGUAUUUUGGUUCCUUAUUUUGCAAGUUUCACUCCAGCCUAGAUGUCAUGCUGUGUACUGCCUCUAUAUUCCAUCUCAGCUGCAUUGCCUUUGACCGUUACUAUGCAGUGUGCAACCCCCUGGUUUACUCCUUAAAGAUGUCCAAUAGUAAUGUAGCUAUGCUCAUUGCCAUUUGUUGGACUGUUCCAAUGCUCAUUUCAUUUGGCCCCAUAAUGUUAGACCUUCACAUUGCUAAUGUAGACAUCUUAAUUCCUUCAGAUUUGUGUGUGUUCUUGGUCAGCCGUGUUUAUGCCGUCAUGGCCUCUUUGGUAGCCUUUUACCUCCCUAUGGCUGUCAUGCUUGUGGCAUACUGGAAGAUCUACAAAGCUGCAAAGCGACAGUCUAAGCAGAUCAGUGCCAUGGAAAGCCAAAUGGCUGCUGGAGUGGGCAAAGAUUCAAGCAAGAAAAAAAGACACCGCAACACUAUGAAGAGAGAAGGAAAGGCUGCAAAAACUCUAGGUAUUAUCAUGGGAGUUUUCCUUAUCUUCUGGAUGCCUUUCUUUACUGUCAACAUUGUCGAUCCAUUCAUUGAAUACAGCACAGAAGUUGUUGUAUGGGAUGUUUUUCUCUGGUUGGGAUACAUCAACUCAUCAUUGAAUCCCUUCCUGUAUGGAUUUUUCAAUCACUGCUUUCGUAGGGCUUUCAUCAUGUUUAUAAGCUGCAGAGUGUGCCUCCCUGGAAUAUCGCCCGGGAUGGAGCUAUCACAUUCUAAGAAAGAGAAAAACUAA